This is a messenger RNA of Leptonychotes weddellii (Weddell seal), 955 nucleotides long. The record is from RefSeq and is a predicted model, not a curated record. Lineage: Eukaryota; Metazoa; Chordata; Mammalia; Carnivora; Phocidae.
GUGUUCGGCGAAGAGGUCUCUGCGGCGGGAAAUUCGUUCAGGCGACUGCUAUGGCCACCCAUUUCCUCUUUGAGCCUUGGCCCUUGCCAGGUCCUCGGGGGCUUGGGAGUGUCAUUGGUGGAUGACCGCAGCUCUUGCUGCUGCCGCUGUCACCGCGAUCAUGGCAUCUGGCAGCAGCGGCCUGGCAGCCGCCCGCCUCCUAUCGCGCUCCUUCCUCCUGCAACAGAAUGGAAUUCGGCAUUGUUCCUAUAUAGCGUCCCGGAAACAUCUCUAUGUUGAUAAAAAUACAAAGGUUAUUUGCCAGGGUUUCACUGGUAAACAGGUAUGUGUCAAGAUGUUUUAUAAAGAUGCGUAUUGCAGCUCUUUGACUUUUUCAGGCAUUGGAGGUGAUCCUUUUAAUGGCACAGAUUUUAUUGACUGCCUUGAAAUCUUUCUGAAUGAUCCAGCCACAGAAGGCAUCAUAUUGAUUGGUGAAAUUGGUGGUAAUGCAGAAGAAAAUGCUGCAGAAUUUUUGAAGCAACAUAAUUCAGGUCCCAAGGCCAAGCCUGUGGUGUCCUUCAUCGCUGGUUUAACUGCUCCUCCUGGCAGGAGAAUGGGUCACGCAGGGGCGAUUAUUGCUGGAGGAAAAGGUGGAGCCAAAGAGAAGAUCUCGGCCCUGCAGAGUGCGGGAGUUGUGGUCAGCAUGUCUCCUGCCCAGCUGGGAACCACCAUCUACAAGGAGUUCGAAAAGAGGAAGAUGCUAUGAAAGAGAAAAGAAGUUCCCUAAACCUGUGGCGUGAUUAUGGAAAUGUGCGGCAGCAGCGAUUUGCUUCUCUUGUCCCUCACUGUCAGCCUGUGUACCUGUCGCUGCUUUGUCAGUAGCACGAAGUCAAAACAAGGUUCAGAAUGUCCAAUAUCGGGAUGUCUCCACCUCAUCGUGUAACACACAGCCAGUAAACCUACCAUUUGAUUUGAA